GCCAAGGAAAUGAUAAAAAAUAAUACUUUUAGCAAAUUGUUAAGUAAAUUGCAGGUAAAGUUAGAUGAAAAAGAUUUUUACGAAGCACAUCAGCUAUAUAAAAUUAUCUAUUUCAGGUAUAUUACUCAACAAAAAUAUGAAGAAGCAAUGCAUUUAAUCAUAGAUGGAUCUAAUCUACUAUUAAAUAAACAACAGAUACCAAGUGGUUAUGACUUAGCCAUGUUAUAUUUAGAAGGUAUAAAAAAGGAAUAUCUACCCUUUGACAAAAUAUCUAUAGAUAAACUUGUUACAAUUUUUAAAUUGUUACCCAAAGAGAGCCUUGAGAGAAACCAAUUUCAAUGUACAUUAUUAGACAUAUUAAAACAAUCAACUUCAAAUGACACUCAAUCACUACUGAAUCUUAUACAUUCUCAGUUUGGUAAAGUUUUAUGGGCAGAAAAGGAUUUUCCACAAGCCAGAUACCAUUUUAUAAGAUCGUCGGAUUAUGAAUCGUGCGCUUCUAUGUUAAUAGAUUACGCAGUCAACUAUGGUUAUCCAAAUGAAACCGACCUUUUUAUAGCUCAAACUGUCUUUCAAUACCUAUGCCUAAAAAAUCAAAAUACAGCACAAAUCGUGUUUUUUUCGUAUGUCAAAAUGCAUCCAGUUAUACAUAAAGACAAUCCACCCUUCCCUUUACCCUUGCUUAAUUUUUUGUGCUUUCUGUUAUUUGCUAUACAAAACAAAGAUAAAUUGACAGUGUUUUCCAUACUAUGUGAUAAAUACGAACGCGCGCUAAAAAGAGACCCAUCAUUUUUCACCUAUCUGGAGAAAAUAGGACAAUUAUUUUUCGGUCUCAAACCUCGCAACUCUUCACAAAAUAGUUUUGGGAUGUUUGAUAACAUAUUUCAAAAUCUUAUGACAAAUUUUCAAGGCAUGGUAGCUCCCCAGAAUCCAAAUAUUCCUGAUAACUUAGCAGACGAAGAUGAAAUGGAUUAACAUAUAAAAUUUUAUAUUUUGUAUAAUUAUUCCCGAAAAAAAUGAUUUUUAAAAUUAGCCUAUAAAUAAGAAAAUAAAUCACAAUUGUAUAUUUAUGGAAAAUGUUUUUAAAAAAAUAAUAAAAUAAAAGGGUAAAAAUAUGCAUUAUUAUUUUGAGAUAUUCAGUUGUAUA
Molecule: messenger RNA, 1147 nt
Organism: Gordionus sp. m RMFG-2023
Lineage: Eukaryota; Metazoa; Nematomorpha; Gordioida; Chordodea; Parachordodidae
Product: Golgi to ER traffic protein 4 homolog
Exons: 9
Coding region: 10-975 (321 amino acids)
Biological process (GO): protein insertion into ER membrane
Cellular component (GO): cytosol; BAT3 complex
Molecular function (GO): protein binding
Source: RefSeq, a predicted model, not a curated record